Messenger RNA from Phytophthora nicotianae INRA-310, 699 nucleotides. RefSeq lists its product as hypothetical. Lineage: Eukaryota; Oomycota; Peronosporomycetes; Peronosporales; Peronosporaceae. Gene Ontology annotation, molecular function: protein binding. The record is from RefSeq and is a predicted model, not a curated record. The coding region runs from base 1 to 699 and encodes 232 amino acids. The transcript has a single exon.
AUGCAUAAUCGGGAGCCCUGCAUUCAAGACGCUCAUAACGAGUCUGUGACGGCCAUAGCGAUGCGAACACCGUUCUCCUCUGCGUCGACUUUUUCUUCAUCUGGCGAGUGGAGACUAUUGACUGGAGGCAAGGACGGGCGUGUGCGUAUGUGGCGCAUCACUCCGUCCAGACAGACAAUGGAAGCGUCUCUUAAAGAGCACCGUGGUCCUGUGAGUGCUAUUCAAGUGACACAAAACUGUACCGCCUGUGUGAGCGCGUCUUCGGACGGCUCUUGUAUUGUCUGGAACCUUGAGACGUUCGUGCGAAUUCAAGCCAUGUUUGCCUCCACUGAGUUCUGUCGAGUGUUGUAUCAUCCGGACGAGAGUCAAUUGCUCACCUACGGCUCGGACAGACGCAUCACGUACUUUGACGCGUACGAUGGAGAAGCGAUCCGAUUUUUGGAAGAAGCUGCGGACCAUGAGAUGUUGGCUAUGGACAUCGAGCACAGCGGGACACUAUUCGUGACGGGUGGGCGUGACGGAAUGCUCAGACUCUGGCACUAUGACAAUGGUGAGACGGUUGCAAUUGGUCGAGGUCAUAUUGAGGCUAUCAAUGCUGUCAAGAUUUCACCCGAUCGAAAGAAGAUAGUCACUGUCGGCUCCGAAGGCGCCGUCAUGAUCUGGGAAAUGGGAGAUUUGCUUGAGCAAACGCAGGGUUAA